This is a messenger RNA of Aspergillus calidoustus, 3823 nucleotides long. The record is from the annotation of a GenBank genome assembly. Lineage: Eukaryota; Fungi; Ascomycota; Eurotiomycetes; Eurotiales; Aspergillaceae.
CUUUGAUAUCAUUACACUCGGGAGCUAUUGAGGCUGCCAUGAUGAAUAUAUGACGGAUCGAAGUUCGAAAGGGAAAAAUAAACGUGCAUCGGAAGGUUCAAAUAGGCUGAAUAUGACAGCGGAAGCAUUCAAGAGGCGGAAUCGCCGAGGAGCAGCCGCUGAUCAUUGCCCGACUAGAGGCGGUCAGGUCUUUGUGCCAGAGAAAUGUCUCCACCUCCACCUGCCUUUUUUUUUCCUUGGAUGAAAUUCACCCUUCAAGCUUCUGUUGCGACCAGGGUUCCAGCUGACCUCGGAGCUGCCAAAUGGAUUCUGCCGCUGAUUUUCCACCGUUCCAGGAACGGCUGACUUCGUCGCUUGUACAAGUUACUCGCACCAUCGGCCAGCUCCCUGUGAACGAUCUCAACUUCCACCGGUCCUCCAAUGCAGAGGUGUCGGAGGCAUUGGAUGAACAGAGCGGUCGGUUACUGUCUUUGACUUCGUCGAUUCUCAAGGCUGCCACUGCCGGGACCGAUAUCUCUGCGCCGAGUCUCUCAGAUGAGGAUUCAAUUGAGGACAAUUGGCGCGGAAUUGUGGAUGUCAUCGAUGCGCUGUUGGAGAAGGCAGAUGCUUGUCUAGAUGAGUUUACGGGCGUCAUCAAGAAGCUGAGUCCGUCGCAGGAGGCUAAGGAUGGAGACAAUAAACAGACUUCGAGAAAAACCCAAAACUUCCCGACCAUCUACGAUUACGGCCCGUCAAAAAUCCCGAAGCCCCAAUUAGAGUUCGAGCGCCAGGUGGACAACACAGAUACAUCGCCCUUCAAGCCGCUCUUGAAGACAAAGCCGCAUGCUAUAGAGCCAUUGAACCAGUCGCUGACACCCCCGGCUGAUUCGCAGCUGGGCUAUCGCAACCCAUACGAGACGGAGAUUCGCGCCGCCAAGUAUCCCGACUCUGCCUAUGUUGUCUCGCCUCCUAUAGACUACCUACCAUUCAAGUCGACGACCGCAACAUUCGUGGAUACUUUGGAUGGCGUGAAGGAUAUGCUUGCUGAGCUGAAGUCUGCUAGGGAGAUUGCGAUCGAUCUCGAGCACCACGAUGUGCAUUCGUAUCAUGGUCUCGUGUCGCUGAUGCAGAUCAGCACACGAGAAAAGGAUUGGGUGGUGGACACGCUCAAGCCGUGGAGAGAAGAGCUGCAGAUUCUCAAUGAGGUUUUUGCAGACCCUAAAAUUCUCAAACUCUUUCACGGUUCGAGCAUGGAUAUCAUCUGGCUGCAGCGCGAUCUUGGCCUCUACGUUGUGGGCAUUUUCGAUACAUACCAUGCCGCCUGCGUGCUGAACUACCAAAGGCGGAGUUUGAAGUUCUUGUUGCAGAAGUUUGUCAAUUUUGAGGCGGAUAAAAAGUAUCAAAUGGCCGAUUGGCGGAUUCGACCCCUCCCCUCCGGCAUGUUUGAUUAUGCUCGCUCCGACACCCACUACCUUCUCUAUAUCUACGAUAACAUUCGAAACGAACUCGUUGAAAACUCUACACCGGAAGAAAACCUCGUCAACUACGUCCAAGAAAGGUCCAAGGCCGAGGCCUUGCAAAGGUACGAGCGUCCCGUUUACGACGCGACCACAGGACAAGGUGCUGGUGGAUGGUACGACUUGAUGGCGCGCAAUCCUGCUGUCUUUAGCAAGGAACAAUUUGCCGUCUUCAGGGCAGUACAUCAGUGGCGCGACGAGGUUGCUCGUGAGGAAGAUGAGGGCGUCCAGUGCGUCUUUCCGAAACACAUCCUGUUCCGGGUAUCUCAGGUCAUGCCACUGGAUCUAGGGACGUUGUUUAAAACGCUUUCUCCUAUGACGCCGAUUACCAAAGAGCGCGCUCCGGAUUUGUUGGACAUCAUCAAGAGUGCCAAGAUUGAGGGUGCCACAGGGCCGGAGUGGCGCGACAUAUACGUGAAGCCAACCAAGGCUACACAACAGGGACCAGAUCUUCUGACGCCUCCCACAACAUCACGGGAUGCUUCUUUCCCUACGGCUUCCCGCUGCGAUGUAUCACAAUUUUGGGGUGGUGUGUUAGACCUUCAGACGCCUCCUUUGAGUCUCCCUGAUUACGCCUUUAUCGCCUCCGCCGAAGCACUCCGCCUCUCCCUGCCACUUCCGCCGUUGCCCAGAACAGUCUCCGAAGUUCGCGAAAAAGUAGUCGCGCAGCAACCACCAAAGUCGGCGCCUACACUGACGCCGAAGAGGGAAGACGAGGAGAAGAACAAGGUCUUUACCGUCAAGGAGCUCGGUGGCCCACGCAAGCGCAAGGCCGUGGAUCACCCAGUAGCAGCAGAAGAUGAGCCUUCCGCAUCGUCAGACGAGUUUGACCUGGAUCAACUUCCACUUGAAGUAAACUCACUGCCUACGAAAAAGCAGCGCCGAAAAGAAAAGAAAGAAAAGAGAAAAAGAGAAAAACAGGCUCAGAACCAGCCUCCGGAGGAUACAACACCCUUUGAUUACGACAAUGCCGAUUCCGUCCUUAACGCCAACCCCCAGCCUACAUCCGGCCUUCCUUCUAAGCGACCGUAUGACCCGUAUAUCAAGGCUACUCAGGCACCUUCUGGUGUACGGAAGGAGAAACGUGAGAUAGCUGGAAAGAGCCAUACGUUCAGUUGCACAAAAAUGUCCUGAAUACAUAGCGAUACCCGGAUCAUAAUCUUGACAUUCAAAAAUUUGACUGGAACUUGUUCUUCAUAAAUCUACUAAUCUGUUUUGCCCCGCAAUUAUGCAGGGCGUCGAACCUUGGAACCCUUGGACGUUUCGCCACAGGUCAUUAUGACCUGGCUCUGUGGCGUAGUGGCCAGCGAUGAUGAACUGAGUGCAGUCCAGCGUCGUCUUGAGCAUCUAUCAAAUCCUCAUCUCAAUUGACAAACAUCUGUAUUGCCAUUAAAAGUAGACACCUACCCGCGCAACCGAACAAAUAGGAUGGAUGACUCGAAGCCGCCAUUCUCCCAGCCAGCAGAUCCUCAAGAGCAGCCCUCGUCCCAUCGCAAGAAAUCCAACUCCAGAUCGAAAUCGAAAGACAAACCUAGCCAUGAAAAUCCUCGCGGGUCCAAAUACAGGCCGCGCGCCGUUCCAUAUACAGACGAGCAGAUUCAAGCAAUUGAGAAUGGUGAUACAGGGGAAGACGAGGUCUUGAAUCAUGAGAAUAUGUCAGUAAGGUUCGGGCCGAAUAUGUAAAGAAAGGGCAGAGGCCUGCUCUGUUCAUCAAGUUUUGAAUAGGCUCUCUUUCUUUUUCAUCUCAGAAAAGGGCGCGCCUUUUUGAGUUUGAUUAUCUUACUUUCGCUAUAGUCUGGCACUGCAUAGGAUUGAAUGGGAAAAUAUGGUUGUUAUUAAAAGACUAUAGACUGUCAUCACCUCAUUCAUGCUGCCCUAGUCGGCACGGGCAAGUCUAGUCAUCGGUGCCCUCUUCGUCUCAACUCACCCUGGCUAAAACCAAAGCCGGAGACCCUGAGGAGCCCAUUCGAUCCCGACCCAAUACUCGAGCUUGAGCUACUGCUCCCACUGCUCGUUUUUCUCGGCUGUGUUAACUCAGACCAUACCUGUGAUAACGAGGGCCGAACAUCAGGAAGCAUGCUAUACUGCAUGCUGUAAAGGUUGCGGCGGUGAAUCGGAGGCACGAAGCGACCCGUGAAAAGACAAAAGAUAACUCGGGGGGAGAGGUAGUGUUUCCGGAGGCGAUGGGCCAGUUGGAAGUAUUGGUCAAACAUGGCUCGUAAGGUGAGGGGGAUGGACUAGUGGUGCGUCAGUAUGCAUAUUAAGAGCUCAGGCUAGGGAAAGAAAGUUCAUACUUCGAGGUGUAUGUAGUGGACAAUAGGGUCCAA